AGAUCUGUAUAAGACGGUGUAUCGAUUAGACACUCCGCUUUCGAAAUGAUUGAUUCUUCGGAUUAGCCGAAGCGCGUUCUCGAUCACCCUUAGCGCUAUUCGCCGAGCGGAUGCGGCUCCGGUCUUCCGGCAUACCGCGGAUGAUAUCCGCGACAUUUCUUUCAAGGACAGCGGAAGUUGUCCCCCCUAAGAUCGUCUUCGUGGUGAUGCAGGCGCUCUGGCAUCGUCUCAAGAAGCCCGAUCUGGAGAGGAGUGAGCGAGCGACGAUCGCGGUGAACGUGGGAAAUGAGAGCAUACGGAAAGAUCGUCGAGGGAUUCGGCUGCAGCGGAGGGGGAUGUGGAAACUGGAGGCAACAGGGGGUGCAACAACCGUGGGUUGCCACCGAUUUCUCACGAUAUUCGUUGCAGAUAUGAAAUUAUUCCUUAGCUCACUUGGCGAUGGCGUUGGCAAUGUUUUUGGAAACUGGGCGGAGCGGCAAAAGACGCAUGCGUCGCCGCUAGUAAUUUUGACGGGGCCAUGGAGAUGCCGUCGGGUCAUACGAACGACGGGUCGCGCACUACGAGCAGGGCGCUGGUCGGCUCCGAAACGCAACGCACGACAGAGCGACUGACGAAGGCUGGGACACACGUACUCCUCCGUUGAUCUCAUCGCCAUUAAAAAAAUAAAAAAGAUAAAAUAAAAAAAAAAAAAAA
Messenger RNA from Athalia rosae (coleseed sawfly), 693 nucleotides. RefSeq lists its product as uncharacterized. The record is from RefSeq and is a predicted model, not a curated record. Bases 111 to 611 code for a protein of 166 amino acids. Lineage: Eukaryota; Metazoa; Arthropoda; Insecta; Hymenoptera; Athaliidae. The transcript has 2 exons.